AUGGGGAGAUCUAAACUAAACAAUAAUGCAUGGGGACAAGCAGUCGGUUUCAUGUCUAAUAAUGAAAAUUUGUCUUUUCUUGUAAAAUUACAACAAAGUCAACAUGCUUACUCGGACACAUUUAUUAGGCAACAACGAAGUUAUAUAGCAAGUUGGCCGACAACGGCUGCCGAACAAUCAACUCCAUUAUCACCAUAG
Molecule: messenger RNA, 198 nt
Organism: Funneliformis geosporum
Lineage: Eukaryota; Fungi; Glomeromycota; Glomeromycetes; Glomerales; Glomeraceae
Source: the annotation of a GenBank genome assembly